Molecule: messenger RNA, 675 nt
Organism: Coccidioides posadasii C735 delta SOWgp
Lineage: Eukaryota; Fungi; Ascomycota; Eurotiomycetes; Onygenales; Onygenaceae
Biological process (GO): protein import into nucleus
Cellular component (GO): cytosol; nucleus
Molecular function (GO): nuclear import signal receptor activity
Source: RefSeq, a predicted model, not a curated record
AUGUUUUCCGUUGUCUUACCUAGCCGGCCGUGCCUCACGAAUCCCACCCCCAUCCAAGCAGAUCCUAGUUCCCCCGCGACAAAUUUCGUAUUUACCUUCCCCGCAUGGCCCAAGUUCUCGCACAUUGUCGUCUUUCUUCUCCCCGGCAUCACACUUCCCGCCGACGCAGCAGCAGCUGUAUAUAUCCAAUUCUCCACAGAAGCGAAUCCAAACCCCAAUCCACAGGAUUUCCGCUUUCUCGGCGCAAUUGCCAACGAAAAACCUUCUGCGAUAUUCAAAGUCAAUGACCCCGUUCGCCAACGCACGGAAGCCGAAGAGGAAGAUGAAAUGCUUGACGCGGGAUCUCCACCAUCACCCAAUAUCAAUAUGACCGUUACCCUAGGCAUAUCCAUUGAACCGGCACAGACCGUGGCUUCCAAACUAGCUACAUUGAAGGCUCAAUCGGCAUCUACAGAGCUUGUCAGGAGGGGUGAUAUGUUUCAGAGACCGAAUAUACCAACGAAGCUGCUUGCUCAAAGGAUAAUUGGGAACGCUUUCAAUUUCCUUUCAAGCUUUGCGACGUCAGACGGGCGGGAAGAGAUGGUGCCGUUGAAGAGCUUCAGGGACUGGUGGUCGAAAUUUGAGAGGAGAAUAGAGUCCGAUCCGGGCUUUUUGGAAAGAGAAGGGAGUGUGUGA